AUGGCAUCAAACCACAUACAUAUACGCCGGGUUCACGACCCCGAAUUCUACGAAAGAGGUCAUGGUGUGCAGCAUGUACAAGGCCCCGAGCAAGAGCAAUCAAACCGGCGAGAUCUGCGCCGAGCUGAUUACUCACGAAACCGCACUCGAUUGUCCGAAAACUCGCCGCUGGACAAAAUUAAAGCAGAUUUGGAGGUGAACCUGGCUAGAUUGCUCGAGACAUUGCGUCAAAAGCAAAUUUUUGACGAUACCGUCGUUGAGUUUGCUCUGGUCCCUGUGCUCAUGGCCGAAGCUGGUGUUCGUUUGGUCGUUGACCUCCGGGCCAAUGAUGUAGAAGCCGUACGGCGAUCUACAUACGUAGAUAACUUUGGUUCUCUCCAAGGCAUGUUCCGUUUCCGUUUGUUUACUUCGGACAGGCGAACUCUGGCGACAGGCACAGUGGCGGAUGCCUUAACUUUGGAGGCAUCAAGAACGACCGAAACGAUCAUUCAACUGAUCAUUGCCGCUGCCGUCGUCGACGAUAGCCUUGGUUUUGACGAAGAUGUAUUAGAUGAAGAAGAUGAAGAGGCUGAUGAUGAGUAG
Zychaea mexicana is the source of this 582-nucleotide messenger RNA. RefSeq lists its product as uncharacterized. The record is from RefSeq and is a predicted model, not a curated record. The transcript is spliced from 3 exons. The coding region runs from base 1 to 582 and encodes 193 amino acids. Lineage: Eukaryota; Fungi; Mucoromycota; Mucoromycetes; Mucorales; Lichtheimiaceae.